AUGGAUGAGCUUGUACUUAAGUUGUUCCUGGCAGCAUCGGGCAUGCGGGGAGUGAUCGGGCCCGGAACGGAGAAGAGCCUGGUGGCAGUGCCCGUCGCUUACAUAAGGCAAUUACGCGUCGCUGGUCCAUAUAUAAAAGCCUCCUCUCUGCCUCGCCUCGAUCCCUCCUACCCCAACCCACUUUCGUCUCCAGUUUCAGCUUGCCUCCACUACCCUUUCUCCUCUCCAGUACCUCACAGGACCUCCACCAUGCCUGCUAAGAAGCGCUGCCAGUUCCAAAUCGGCACUGAGAGCCAGUGCAGCUCUGCAGCCCUGCGCAUCGUCGGUGAAUGCCCCCAUUGCCGUGCGCAAUUCUGUGGUUCGCACCGUCUCCCUGAGCAUCACGAUUGCUCAAACCUAGAGGACUGCCGGCAACAGGCCUUCGAGCGCAACAAGCUGAAGCUUGAGAGCGAGCGGACCGUUGCUUCCAAGAUGGCUACUGCGUAG
This is a messenger RNA of Cyclocybe aegerita, 486 nucleotides long. Lineage: Eukaryota; Fungi; Basidiomycota; Agaricomycetes; Agaricales; Hemipholiotaceae. The record is from the annotation of a GenBank genome assembly.